GGACUCUUCAUUUGUCUCCCCAGUUCAAUUAGUUCGUUACAUUUGAGAGAAGAGGGAUGACGGAGUAUUUGUACAAGGUGAUUGUUAUUGGAAACCAAGACGUGGGCAAGACAGCUUUCCUAGACAGAUACGUAAACAAUACGUUCAAUGCAAAUUACAAAAAAACUUUAGGAGUUGAUUACCAGCUGAAAGUGAUACAGUGGGAGAAGUGUACCCUCCGCAUGCAGUUCUGGGACAUUGCUGGUCAGGAGUACACUAAGGUCCUGACUAGAAAUUACUAUAAUGCUGCAAGCGCUUGUAUCAUCGUGUUUGAUAUCACUAAUACCAAGUCGUAUGAAGAUGUUAAGGAGUGGAAAGCUGAGGUAGAUACUAAGUUGGGACAGAUUCCUACGAUUGUACUUGCAAAUAAGGAUCUUAGUGUACUCUGUUUACAGCACGAUUUGGUGGAUAAUAGUUCACUGGAACCAAAGAACGCGUGUGUUGAUGAUAUGGACUUAGAAACGUUAAAAACAUCAAUCCAAGCUACCGAGGUGUUUCAUGUAAGCGCGAAGACUGGUUAUCAAGUGAAAUCGAGCAUGAAGUUAUUAGAGAAAAUCUUGAUGGGAGUCACGAUACCACGCCCUACUGAACCACGCCCUCCUAAAAACAUCAAUGUUCAGAGGAAAGGGAGCGUUGCACCUCCUGGACUUGGAGCCUCUAGAUUCUGUUUAAUGACAGAGUACUUGUACAAAGUUUUGGUACUUGGAAACAACAGGGUCGGGAAAACAGCAUUUCUAGAAAGAUAUAUCAACAACAACUUCAGUGCUCAGUAUAAAACCACUCUAGGAGUGGACUUUCAGCCGAAAGUCAUAAAGUACGAACAUUGUACAUUGCGAAUGCAGUUUUGGGAUAUAGCAGGACAAGAACGGCAGAAAGUGUUGUCAAGAAACUUUUAUAAUGGAGCGAGCGCUUGUAUCAUCGUGUUUGAUAUCACUAAUACCAAGUCGUAUGAAGAUGUUAAGGAGUGGAAAGCUGAGGUAGAUACUAAGUUGGGACAGAUUCCUACGAUUGUACUUGCAAAUAAGCAAGAUCUAGUUGACGACAUCUCUAAUCCAAGGAAAGCUUGUGUUGAUGACAUGGAUCUAGACAUUCUCAAAGAUACGAUAAAAGCAACUGAAGUGUUCCAUGUCAGCGCAAAAACUGGUUAUCAAGUUAAGCAGAGCAUGCAGCUUGUAGAAAAAAUUUUGAUGGGGGUGACGAUCCCAAGACCGCCAAAGACAGGAACUUCAGAUGGUAGCAUCACGUUAGAUAGUCAGACUUCAGUACACCACAACUCCAGAUCAUGUUGCAGCAGUAAUUGAAAUCUGAUAAACCAAAAUACCUAAUAUUGCUUGUUUUCAAUUAUCAAAAGAUACAUAAAAGAUGGGUUUGCCAAUUUUUUGCUUUAUAUCAAACUGAAUCUUAUGGACGAUAGGUACUAUAUAUCGACAGUUGAGACAAUUAAUUGCUAUUUUUCUUUUAUAAAUACAGAUCUUUAAAUGUAGAAACUGUGAAUCCAAUUAUUUCAUCAUUGAUGCAGAAAGAAUAGCAAAUGAUGUUUUGACUAAAACGUUCUGUUACUUCAACU
This is a messenger RNA of Bolinopsis microptera, 1606 nucleotides long. RefSeq lists its product as uncharacterized. Lineage: Eukaryota; Metazoa; Ctenophora; Tentaculata; Lobata; Bolinopsidae. The coding region runs from base 57 to 1340 and encodes 427 amino acids. Gene Ontology annotation, biological process: phagosome-lysosome fusion; endosome to lysosome transport. Gene Ontology annotation, molecular function: GTP binding; GTPase activity. The record is from RefSeq and is a predicted model, not a curated record. Gene Ontology annotation, cellular component: late endosome; phagocytic vesicle; lysosome. The transcript has 9 exons.